Messenger RNA from Mya arenaria, 4506 nucleotides. Its product is annotated as kyphoscoliosis peptidase-like. The coding region runs from base 2325 to 3653 and encodes 442 amino acids. The record is from RefSeq and is a predicted model, not a curated record. Lineage: Eukaryota; Metazoa; Mollusca; Bivalvia; Myida; Myidae. The transcript has 4 exons.
CGUGCUGGAAAACUCCAUCUGGCAUCCCGCAAUGCCAGAUGAGUCGCGCGCUGUGACGUAAUAACUUCAAUUUCUUUUAUUAAACACUUAAUGUAACCAUAGUUAUGAGAUUUCAAUAGAUGAGUUCCAUUAAAAUUAACUUUACAAAAGAUUUCCUUAAAAACAAAACAAAAUAACCCUUAAAAGACGUGAUAGCGAAGGGACUUAUUGACGUAUGCAAUGAAUACAAAUUACUGCGCGUCAUGGCGUCAGUAAACAUCAUCGCAUGUGCUUUUUGGUGAAAUGUACAAAACGCGCUUUCUUAUGUAUUUUCUUCUCAUAAAAAUGUAAUUUAAGGUAUGCUAGAAAAAGUAUCUGUCAUGUGUGUCCGUUCCGGACCGAAAAAUCCGACCCUCGGGCACGCUGCGUAGCCGGUAACUCGGCAAGCCUCGUUACCUGGCAACGCAGUGCCCUCGGGUCGGAUGUUUCUAUCCGGAACGUUAACACAUGACAGAUAUUAUUUUCUAGCACACCGGAUAGGCAUUUUCGGUGAAUUUAGCCGUGCUGGAAAACUCCAUCCGGCAUCCCCCCAUGCCAGAUGAGUCACGCGCUGUGACUUAAUAAUUUCCUUUCUUUUUAUAAUACACUUUAUGUAAUCAUAAUUAUGAGAUUUAAAUAGAUGAGUUCCAUUAAAAUUAACUUUACAAUUUUUUUUUUAAAAAACAAAACAAAAUAACCUUUAAAAGACGUGAUGUCGAAGGAACUUAUUGACGUAUGCAGUGAAUACAAAUUACUGCGCGUCAUGACGUCAGUAAACAUCAUCGCACGCGCUUUUUGGUGAUACGUUCAAAAACGCGCUUUUUUCAAUGUAUUUUCUUCACAAAAAAAUGUAAUUUAAUGUAUCCUAGAAAAAAUAUCUAUCAUGUGUAUCCGUUCCGGAUAGAAAAAUCCGACCCUCGGGCACGCUGCGUAGCCGGUAACUCGGCAAGCCUCGUUACCUGGCAACGCAGGUACCCUCGGGUUGGAUUUUUCUAUCCGGAACGGGAACAUAUGACAGACAUUAUUAAUAUAAUAAAUAACGUCGCCAUCAUGAAUUUUUAUUUUUUAUUUUUGAUAUAUUACUUUAAAAUAUGUUUUGACUUUGUAACGUUACGCUAAACGGUUAGCUUUAGAAGUAUGCUCGCUUUAUAGCGCCAUGUUAUAUAUUUAGCUGCAAAUAAUCAACAUAGUAUUUAUGGUAUAGACGUAAUAUCCCGUUCGGUGUGAUUCAAUACGAGAAUUAAUCAACUCGUUUACUAAAAUUGAUAAAAACUCGCCAAGGGUCGCUUUAAUCAAUUUUAGAAAUCUCUUAGAAAUAACUUUUCCUUUACAACACCAUUUUUAAUAAAACAAAAGGCAGUCUAUGCCGCUUAAAGAGCCCCGCAUUUGUUUUAUUACCGAAAAUUGAUAAGAUCAUUAGUUUCAUCAAACACUUCGACAAACCUGUUUCCAAAAUAAUGUUUUGACAGUGCUCCGUCAGACGGCCGUAUUGUGAAAAGGUUUGUCGUGGUGUUUAAGAAACUAAUCUCUCAGUCAAACUCUUGUAAAAGACCGAAGGCAGGGCUCCGUAAGCGGCGUAAACUGCGCUGUGUUUCAUUUAAAAUGGUGAAGAAAUAGCGAAGAAAUCUUUGUUUAAAGUCUUUUUUUCAAAUCAAAAUAUUGCCGUCCGACGUAGCAUUUAUGACGCAAUUUAUCAACUGGUAUACACACACUGAUAAAUGACCACUCAUGAAAAUAAAUGACGGCAUAGAUGAGAUGUGAUUAGGUUGUUUGAACACCGCGUCCACGAUAUGUUUGAUUUCUUUAUUGACAUCAAAAAUCUUUUAAAAUAAAAUUUAAGGCUCUUCAGCUCUAGUUCACACUAUUUUAGCUUUCUAUUACCUGUCGCUCUUUUAGACUUUUACAACUCGUGUGUUAGAAGCUAGAUACUCAUGAUUGGUUUCAAGUCAAAGACCACUGUAUACUUAUGGUACUAGUAUACAUUGUUACUUCCAAAACAAAAGAAGUUCGUAACUUAAUACAUUUAAUCAGCAGUUAAUGGUUCUAAUUAAUGAGAAAAUCAAAUAACCCCAAACAAGGAAGAUCUUUUCCACAUGUGCGAAACGACCACCUUGUGUUUGAAGAGAUCUAAAGAGUUUUGUUUUAUAGUUCUAUAGUUCUUGUCAAGGUAAGGACAUACAAUUUAUCAGUUCAAGUACACUUGAAAUAUCUAUUAUCAAUAAUUGCAUUCUCGCUUUAGUGAGAGAAUAAAAUGCUGUAUCGGUCGCAGUAGUCAAAGCCUAUAACUUGAGUUUUUAAAAGGAAACAUGGGAUGCGGGUCAAGUUCUGCUGAAAAGCCACCAGCUAAAGUUAAGGAAGAAAAUAAGCGGAUCGAACAAAAAGAGCACAGAGAAGGAGAUGAAACACAUAAGAAGCAAUAUCAGGACAUCGACCAACAUGCAAAAAGGGCGCCAAACAGUUUGAGGAACUCGGUAGACGAGCUCGUCCAGUACAUGAUGAGAUAUACGAAAGACCAUCGUUUACUCUCCAGAGGGUUCUUUAUAUGGAUCGCAGAAAAUAUAAGAUACGAUCUAGAUGGGUUGCUCGGCAGACAGGCCCGGGCUCCGAACGACGUAGUGUCUGUUAUGAAAAACGGGUUGAGUGUGUGUGAGGGGUAUGCAAGCGUUAUGGAGGCUCUUUGCAAGGUUGCAGGGAUAGAGGUUAAGAAGCUGUCCGGGUAUUCAAAGGGAUUUGGUUAUAGCGGCGAGGAACCUAUCACAUCGUCUCAAUCAACUGAUCAUGCAUGGAACGCAGUAAAACUCGAAGGAAAAUGGUACCUUCUUGACAGUACAUGGGGCGCUGGGCAUGCUGACGGGCACAAUUAUGUCAAAGAAUUUUGCGAAUUUUACUUUCUUACUGACCCUGCUGAGUUUGCGAAUGAUCAUUUCCCUUACAUGAACAAUAACAUGGAAGAAAGCUUGAAGUGGCAGCUUUUAAAGAAUCCGAUAUCUCUUGAAGAGUUCAACAAGAAUGUUCAUCUAAAGUCUCAUGCCUUCAGCCUAGGAGUCGUGCCUAUCAGCCACAAGAAAGGGUUCUUUGAGGUGAGUGAUGAAGCAGAGCUUACAUUUAAGUGGAAGAAAGAACCACUACAAUUUUCUGCCGAUCUACGUCACAUUGAAGGGAACAUGAUCCGAACAAUCAGGGAUAAGACAUUGGCGAGUAUUGUAAAUGGCGUCUGCACAAUAACUAUUCACCCGCCCCAAACUGGAAAAUACGAACUGAACAUAUUUGCGAAGAAAAGAAGCGACGAUGGAAACUCUCUUCAACAAGUGGCAGUCUACUAUUUGAGAUGUAAGUCUGUCAAAGAAAGCGAGUUUGCCUUUCCAACAGUUUAUUCUUCAAGUCACGUUCAAGGAUGCAAAAUGAUAAAACCAAAAAAUGCUAUGCUUCCAUCCAACAGCAUCGUCGACUUUGAGGUUCUUGCUCCACAUCUUGAAAUGGUCAGCAUCAACAAGCAGAUGUUACAAAAGGAGGGGUCAUCUUUCAAGGGGAAAAUAAAAACGGGAGACAAAGGAUACCAGUUUAAUGUCAGUGCCGCUGUCAAAGAAGGAAACAUUACAACAUUUGAGGGAAUGUUUCAAUAUUAUACAGCAUAGACAUUCGGACAUUUCCAAUAAAAGGAAGUAUCUUUAUUUACAAUAAAUGGAUACUGGUGGUUUAUGGAAAUAUGGUGCAUGAGAAAUGCAUAUAUCAUAGAACAGAGAAAGUAUGCGAUAGUUGUAUAUUUGCAGUAAAAGAGUGAUCGCUAUUUACUACCAUCGUCCAUGUUACACUCCAUUUCUAUGUUAUUUAUGUAUAAUCGACAUUAUUAAUAAUAUUUGCUGCGUAUUGAAUAGACACUUUUAGUUGUUGGUGUGUUCUUAAGUAAAUGUUCUUAAUGUCUAAUAGAAGUUACUCAAAUGGUCUUACAUCACCGUCAUUAGCUUCACUUUAGUAACAUACAAAUAUGUCGAAGUACUGUUCAAGUGAUCCGAACCACAAUUCAAUUGCUUUAAGCAUAGUUAAGUCCAGACAAACACGUCUCAUGCUAAUUAUUUAUAAGCAUAGGAAUACUAAACUCCAAACCUAUUUGAUUUAAAUGAAUACCAUUCCAUAUGUUUAUUUAAUCCUUGCCAAUGAUGAUAUCAUUAUAUCGCAAUUAACGUUUACUGUUUGAGUAUGUAUGAUUCUUGUUUGUUUCAUAGCAUGUUUUAUCCCGUGUAUGAAUUUACGUUUAUUACAAUGAUAUAUGACCACCGGCCCAAUCAUUUAUAUACAUCAAAUAUGUAUUAUUAUAACAGGUAUAGAAUGUCCGAUAUUUUCAAAAUAAUGUACGACGACAUAACAUACAUACACGUACUGUUAUAGGAUAAUAUUGAAACCUUUAUAUAUAUAUAUAUUUGGAGCUCAUAUUAUAUGUCAUUCAUAAACUGUAUAAUAUUAGUCAGAUGUAUACUCAUUUUGCAAAUA